AUGGACAUCCGCGACCUGUUAAUCGAUCCGCCGCCCGACAUGGUAGCAAACCAGGACGGCACACUUUCCGCAGCGGCACGACCUCCGCCCAGCGCUGGCGACCACGAGGCCGAAGCGACAGCCGGCCAACCAGCAGCGGCAGCCGAAAUCCGCUCUGCUCUCACCUCUGCGCCCACGCCUCACGAUGAUGGAUAUGCGCCGGCUCACAAGCCGACGUACGACGAGACCCCAGCACAGCCAGACUCAUCAAAUGAUGCACCUGCGGCCUCCGCGAAUGAGAUCACCUUCCAUGACUCCUCCGCCGCGGCCUCGGGCUCCGGGCCCGGCUCGUCGUCCGGCGGCGGCGCCGGCAGCAGCACCCACCCGGACUCGGACAACGCCAGCCUCAACGCGCCGUCGAGCUUCUCGGUGGGGCUGAGCAUCGACACGGACGACAGCGACGCCGACUCGGCGCUGGGGUCCGUGCGCGCGCAGUCGUCGUCCGUGUCGGCGUCGUCGUCCAUCUUCGACUUUGUCGAGGAGCACGGGCGCACGUGGCACCGGUACCACGAGGGCAAGUACUUCAUGCCCAACGACAUCCCCGAGCAGGAGCGGCUGGAGCUGCAGCACUCGAUCAGCGUGCGCCUGUUCGGCGGGCUGAGCCUGGCGCCCAUCGACCGGCCCAACCGCGUGCUGGACAUCGGGACCGGCACCGGCAUCUGGGCCAUCGAGUUCGCCAACGAGCACCCGGAGUCGGACGUCAUGGGCACGGACCUGAGCCCCAUCCAGCCCGAGUACGUGCCGCCCAACUGCCGCUUCGAGGUCGACGACGCCGAGGACGAGUGGGUCUUCAACCACCGCUUCGACUACGUCCACGCGCGCUUCAUGUGCGGCUCCUUCAGCAACUUCCCGGAGAUCUUCCGCUCGUGCCUCGACAACCUCGAGCCCGGCGGCUGGGCCGAGUUCCAGGACUACUACGUCAAGAUGCAGUGCGUCGACGACUCGCUGGCGGGCACCGCCCUCGAGCGCUGGAACGACUGCGUCCUCGAGGGCGUGCGCCGCAUGGGCAAGAACGGCCUCGCGGCGGCGCGCUUCAAGGCGCAGAUGCUCGACGCCGGGUUUGUAGACGUUGUGGAGAGGAAGUUUGCGCUGCCCGGGAACCCGUGGGCCAAGGGCGAGGACCAGAAGAUGCUGGGCAUGAUGCAGAUGGAGAACAUCCUCGACGGCCUGCACGGCUUCUCCAUCGGGCUGUUCACCAAGAUGCUGGGCAUGGCCGCCGAGGAGGUGGAGCUGAUGCUCAUGGAGGUCAGGAAGGAUCUGAGGAACACAAAGAUUCAUUUCUACUACAUUGUGUUAGCGCCCCCCCCCCCAAUAUCUUCCUUGUGUGUUCCUCUGACCCCGGGCUCCGCUUGCUGA
Molecule: messenger RNA, 1395 nt
Organism: Diaporthe citri
Lineage: Eukaryota; Fungi; Ascomycota; Sordariomycetes; Diaporthales; Diaporthaceae
Exons: 1
Coding region: 1-1395 (464 amino acids)
Molecular function (GO): methyltransferase activity
Source: RefSeq, a predicted model, not a curated record